Molecule: messenger RNA, 4689 nt
Organism: Colletotrichum karsti
Lineage: Eukaryota; Fungi; Ascomycota; Sordariomycetes; Glomerellales; Glomerellaceae
Product: ABC transporter
Exons: 2
Coding region: 1-4689 (1562 amino acids)
Biological process (GO): transmembrane transport
Cellular component (GO): membrane
Molecular function (GO): ATP hydrolysis activity; ABC-type transporter activity; ATP binding
Source: RefSeq, a predicted model, not a curated record
AUGCAAGAUGAGACAAUCCUGCUAAUUGAGGUCGGAGCUACCUUGGGCCUUGUUGCUCUCACCUCAGCUCCGGCCCUCACAGGCUUCCAGCUUCGCUCCCGCAAACCGGUGGACCACUUCUACGAGGACAAAGAUGGCAAAAGCACUCCCGAGGCAUCGGCCGCCUUUUCAAAUCGCUGGCCCAAGACCUUCAUCAACUUGUUCGCAUUCGCCGGUCUCGCCCUCUCUGUAGCGAAUUCCACCCUGGCCACCCUCUCGCUUCACACAGGCCAAUACGACAAGCUUUUUAUAGCAGAAUGGCUGUCAACUGGUAUUUGGGCCCUCUUGGCCUUGCAGGCCGUCUCUCUGGCCGCAUCUAACGACUCGGUUCACACCUACAACCUCGGCUUGCUCGUCUGGUUUUCUGGACUGGUCUUCUCCGCCGUUCAGGUUCUGCAAAACACGGAGGUUCUUGCCCACUUGCUCAAGAACAACCCGGUCUCGUUCGGCCUCAAGAUUGGAGGCUUGGUCGCCUCUAUCGCCAUCACCAUCACUGGCAUCUUCCUUCCCCGGAGACCUGAUGUCUUUUUCGACGGCAAGAUCGUCGACCGUCUGAACACCGUCAACGCUUACACCCGCUACACGUGGGGUUGGUGUGGCGAUCUGCUCGAUAACGCCACCAAGAAGGGCGAUCUCGAGGUGGAUGACCUUCCCAAACCGGACCAUUGGACUCGAUCCGGAGAUUCUUCUGCUACGUGGAAAAAGUACAACUUCAAGCCUGGUGCGAACCUGUGGUGGUCUCUGGUCUGGGCUUUCCGAGUUCCUCUGGCCGUCCAAUGGACCAUUGCUCUUACUAAGUCGUUUUUGAGCAUGGCUCCAUCCUUCGUCACUCUGCAGAUCCUCACGGCCUUGGAGAAGAGACAGCCCGGCGAACAGCUCUCGGCUGAUGUCUGGAUUCUGGUCUUCUGGCUAGGGCUCGCUAUUCUCGCUGACGCAUGGGUUGAGGCCUGUAUGUUUUGGCUCUCCUGGGCGGAAUUGUGUAUCCCUCUGAGAGGUGUUCUGUCGGCUCUCAUUUUCGAAAAGUCUAUGCGCCGCAAGAACGUAAAGGCAGCUUCCAAGACCGAAGAUGAUUCCAAAGACGGCGAGGCAACCGGGGCCGACGACAAGAAGGAAGAGAAGGAAGACGACGAGGAGGGUGAAGACGACUCCGUCCUCAAGUCUCGGCAAGCUAUCAUCAACCUGAUUGGCGUGGAUGCGAAGCGCGUUUCCGACUUCGCCGCCUUCCAGUUCCUCUUCCCUAGUAGUACGGCGAAGCUGGCAGUCGCCAUCUGGUUCCUGGUCUACUUGCUUGGAUGGGGACCCCUCGGCGCUGGACUGCUGGCCUGGGCUAUUCUCCUCCCCAUCAACUUCACCUACGCCAAGGUUUAUUCGAGGGCGCAGGAUAAGCUGAUGAAGAUCCGAGACCAGAAGCUCGCCGUUGUAAACGAAGCCCUGGUGGGUAUGCGCCAGAUCAAGUUUUCCGCUUUGGAGCCUCAGUGGGAGAAGCGAAUCUUGGAUAUGCGUGAGAAGGAACUCGGUGCUAUCUGGCAGGUGUUCAAGGGCGACACCGUGCUCUUUGGCAUGUGGAUCACCAGUCCCAUCGCCCUUGCAGCCGUUUCUCUGGCUGUCUACGCCCUGAUCAACGGCAACCUGAUCCCAUCGGUCGCGUUUGUCAGUAUCGGUGUCUUCAAGAACCUCGAGGUUACCCUGGCUGUUAUCCCCGAGCUUAUAACAGAUGUCAUCGAUGCCAAUGUUUCCAUCAAGAGAAUGCAAGACUACCUGAACGGACCGGAGAAGACACAAACUGUCACGGAAGGCCCUGACGUUGCCUUCGAGAAUGCGUCCAUUGCUUGGCCUGUUGAUGAAGAGACCAAGGACGAGGACCGUUUCAUUCUGCGAAACGUCGAUGUGACUUUCCCUGCCGGCGAGCUCUCCGUGAUCUCUGGCAAGACAGGCACUGGCAAGAGUCUGAUUUUGGCGGCCAUCCUGGGCGAGUCCGACGUGCUGUCUGGCUCAAUCUACGCACCAAAGCCCCCUUCUCUGACGGAGCGUCAUGAUGACAAGGCCAAUCGCGACAACUGGAUCAUUCCGAGCAGCAUUUCAUUCGUCGGCCAAAUUCCAUGGAUCGAGAACGCCACCUUGAAGAAGAACAUCCUCUUCGGACUUCCUCUUGACGAGGAACGAUACAACAAGACCAUUGAUGCUUGCGCUUUGAGGAAAGAUUUGGAGAUGCUCUCGGACGGAGAUAAGACCGAGUUGGGAGCCAACGGUAUCAACCUCAGUGGUGGUCAGAAGUGGCGACUCACCCUGGCCAGAGCUAUCUACUCUCGCGCCGGUAUACUUGUUUUGGACGAUAUUUUCAGCGCCGUCGAUGCUCACGUCGGUCGCCACAUCUACGAGAAGUGCUUGACGGGCGAACUCUGCAAGGGACGCACCCGCAUUCUGGUCACUCACCACGUCGCUCUUGUUGAGCCCAAGACCAAGUUCAUUGUUGAGCUCGGAGACGGUACCGUUCAGCACUCCGGUUUCAAGUCGGAUCUUGACGAGGAUGGAACACUGCAGUUGAUUAAGAGCCACGAACAAUCCGCGCAGGAGAUCGCCGACGAGGAGGCCGCUACGGCUGUGAACUCUGAAGAGGCAUCAGACAUCGAAGCUCCCGAGGUCGCAGAACUGAACGGUGAUGGCGGAAUGUUGAAGAAGGUGCCGUCCAAAGCAACUCGCCAAUUUGUUGAAGACGAAGCUCGCGAGCAGGGCGCCAUCAAGAAGCACGUUUACGCCGCAUACCUUAGUCAGAGUGGUGGUUGGCCUUGGUGGGGCUUUGGCUUUUUCCUCUUCGCGCUCUACCAGGGAAUCGUUAUCGGCCGCUCGUGGUGGUUGCGUCUUUGGACCGGCCAUUACGAAGAGCAAACCCUGAACGCCUUGACGACGACUCACCAGCAUGCCUACGCCUACACUCUCCAAGACAGCUUGCUCCAUGCACCGCCGCACAAGCCUUCCGGAUUUGUCACCAUCCAAAACGAGAACGAUGACUUCUACUAUUACCUGGGCAUCUACGUCGGCAUCUCUGCCUUUUCCGCCAUUCUGGGCACCGGUCGCUUCUUCUACUUCUUCUGCAUGAGCUACAAGGCCAGUCAAAGCAUGUUCAAGGGUAUCACUAGAACCGUCCUCAGGACCCCGCUCCGAUGGCUUGACACUGUUCCUACCGGCCGCAUCUUGAAUCGCUUCACUGCCGACUUCAAUGUCAUCGACAACAGACUCGGCAUGGAUCUUUCUGGAGUGUUUGGUGCGAUUCUCAGCGUCAUCGGUAUCUGUGUUACGGCGUUCUCUGUCUCCCCCAUGAUCAUCCCUCUGGCUGUCGUGCUUCUCUCCAUCGCCAUCUGGAUCGGCAGACGCUACCUGGCCGGCGCCAGACCGGCGAAGCGACUUGAGAGUACCGUCAAGUCCCCGAUUUUCGAUCUCUUCGGCUCGACCCUGACUGGUAUGAUGACCAUUCGCGGAGCUGACAAGGCCCAGACCUACGUUGACGCCAUGUACAAGAGGCUGGAUGACUAUGGGAUGGCAUCUUGGUACCUGUGGCUGUUCAACCGUUGGAUGGGUUGGCGCAUGUCGCUCAUCGGCGCCUUGUUCUCUACCGCCGUCGGGUUGGUUGUCUUGGGAAGCCCCUACAUGAGCGCCUCUCUCGCCGGUUUCACGCUCUCUUUCGCACUGGAGUUCUCGCAGGCCAUCGUAUGGUCCAUUCGACACUACGCCAACAUUGAGCUUGACAUGAACGCGGCCGAGCGUGUGGUCGAGUACUCUGACCUCAAGACUGAGGACCAGGGUGGUGUCGAGCCCCCUGCCACCUGGCCUACCGAGGGUCGUUUGGAGGUCAAGGAUCUCGUCGUCAGCUAUGCGGAGGAUUUGUCUCCCGUUCUGAAGGGUCUCACUUUCAGCGUCAAGCAAAACGAGAGAAUCGGUGUCGUUGGUCGCACCGGAGCUGGAAAGUCGUCGCUGACACUGGCAUUGUUCCGCUUCUUGGAGGCCCGAUCCGGCAGCAUCUUCGUCGACGGCCUUGACAUCUCGAAGAUCAGACUCCACGACCUGCGGUCCCGGUUGGCCAUUAUUCCUCAGGAUCCUGUCCUUUUCUCCGGCACUGUCCGCUCCAACCUCGACCCCUUCGACAAUCAGACCGACGUCGAACUUCGUGACUCUCUUCAGCGCGUGCACCUCAUCGACUCAUCGCCGUCAACACCUGGCGAGCCGUCAAGCAGCGCGGCCCCCUCGCUGAACGGAGCCAAGAAUGUCAACGUCUUCCGCAACCUCAACUCUGCUAUCUCCGAGGGUGGUGGUAACCUUUCGCAAGGUCAACGUCAACUUCUCUGCCUUGCCCGCGCUAUCGUUUCCCGCCCCAAGGUCAUGGUUCUCGACGAGGCCACCUCCGCUGUCGACAUGAACACCGACGCCCUCAUCCAGCGUUCCAUUCGCGAAGAGUUCAACGACUCCACGCUCAUCGUCAUCGCUCAUCGUCUCAGCACCAUUGCUGACUUUGACCGUAUUCUGGUGCUUAGCGACGGCUCCGUCGCCGAGUUCGGCACACCCAAGGAGCUCUGGGAGAAGGAGAAUGGUGUUUUCCGCGGCAUGUGCGAAGAGAGUGGUGAGAAGGAGAAGCUGAAGAACAUCGUUUUCGGUUAG